UUGGGAAGGAGACAGAGCAGUGCUGCUGCAGCAGCUGGACCGACAAGGACCAGAACAACACCGGGCCUGCAGACUAACCGACUGUUAUAUCACCGUCAAUCUACUCAGUGUCCACCUUCUCAGUCCGCUAUGAGGGACUACUCAGCCACUCCGAGCCGAGGAGGCGCCUGCAUGCCGUGCUGUCAGGUGUGCGUGUUCGCCUUUACCGCAUUCCUCAUCGUUGCAGAGAGGACGGCGCUGCUCUAUUGCUUUGGGUACUAUCUGUGGUCGGGUCACAACUACUGCUAUGCCUAUCUUGCUGGCUUCACUGCACUGUUCCUGCUGCCAGGUUGGGGUCCUCAAUGGCUCAGUUAUCUGUGGUACCUGUCAGAUGGACGCAUCCGCAGGAAGUCUCUCACCUGGACACACGUACUGCACCUUGGUAUCUUCAAAAGGCUGUGGGAGUGCAUGUGUCUGCCGGACGAGGAUGUGUAUUGUGAGAUCAUGCAGCAGGCUGAUGCGUCUGCCUUACGUCUGUUUGAGGCCCUGGUGGUCACCCUCCCUCAGACGUUGCUGCAGACCUAUGUGCUCAUCUGCACUGAUAUAGGAAUCAAAUCUCCAGCCUCGGUGUGUUUCGUGGUGUGUUUGUUAUCUCUGGCCUGGGCCUUGGUCCUCUACGCCAGAGCCUGUUCACUCAUCAGACCGGGACACCUACAGAUGACCCCGGCUGCCAUACUCUGUCGACUUCUGUGGAGGGUCAGUAUGUUGGGAUCUCGGUUUGCCGUUCUCAUGCUCUUCACACGUAUCUUCAAACAGUGGAUUCUGGGAGUCAUUGGUGUGCACUGGCUGGGUGCAACUUUCUGGAUUGUGUCUCAGCAGAGCGACAUCAUACGUUCAACUAGUCGAUGGAGAAUCUUCAACCUCUUUCUGGGAGCCAUUCACAUCUUCCUUUUCCUCAAUGUGAAGUACGGUCAAUCCAGAUACCGCAUGGCUGGCUUCUACCUGGCCAUGUUCUUAGAGAACGCUUUUCUUCUUCUGGCCUCCUCAUGGUUGUUUACUAUGGUGUCCUGGCAUACUGUGGGAAUCCCAGCUGCAGCCUUCUGCAGCUUCCUCAUUGGAGUGAUAGCGUUGGUGCUGUACUAUCGUUUCCUCCACCCUAAGUCCUUUGAGAUUUUCCAGAGUAUUCGCCACAGGGGGAUCGGUGGAGCCUGCACAGAGCGUGGAUCUACGCUGUCAUUGGAGGAGAAAGUCACACCCACUUUCAAUCGCCACUCAACACUGUCUGGAGGUGGGACCCUCAUGGAUCUCCCUAUCCAAUGGGAGGGCUGGAAACAUCACCACUGGCUGCUGAUUCGCCUGGCCAUGAAGACGGGGGAUGUAACUAAGAUCUGGUCGUCGUAUGGCGAGGGAGGACUGGCUGGACUGAUGGGUCUGUCUGAAGAAGUUCACUCCCCUGAUGAACCUCAUGUCCCUCGGGCUCCACUUAUUCCGCCGCAGGUUCCUCAGAUCUGUCAACCAGCUCCUCAACCUGCUCCACCACAGGUCACCCAGGCUCCACAGGUGAAAGAGGUGGUCAAGCCACCACAGCCGGCUCCCUCCAGUGUCAUAGCCAGACCAGUGAGAAAAGCUCCUCCAACAACAAUCCAUGAUGUUAGAAGUUUUCCAGAGAUCAUCCCGGUCCAGGAGGUCAUCUUUGAAGAGUCUGGAGAAGACCUGUCCAGCGCUCAACCCUCAGAAAAAGGUGACGAGGAGUUUCAGAGUGCUGCUUACGGCUCACCAUCACCUUCAUCUCCGCGGCUAACAGGCAGCCUCCGCCACGUUGACAGCAACGCUGCGUCCAUGACCGAAGUGUCGUCCUCCGUAUGUUCCCUGGACAUCAAGACUCCCGGCUGGUCGCCUGAGCGACAUUCCCCCUACCUGAUUGCAUCCCCAGAGAAAAAGCCAUCGCUCCCUGGAGAGUCCAGCACUACACUGUACUUCAGCGCGGAUGCACAGUCUCCCUCCAGUGGGAGCUAUCUUGGCUGGGGCUCCGAGUUGUCGCCCAUCUCCACCUAUAGAAGUCCCUACCGGAUCAGGGAGGCUCGUUUUAUCACGUCCACCCCACGCCUGGAGCCUCGAGCUGGGGCUGAAAGUCCAGGUCCGUCCCCUAUUGUUAUCAUCCCUGCCACUCCUGGUACAACACCAGGCCCCACCCCAGGUGGGAGCCCUUGUACGUCCACCUCUGCUGCUGCUUCUACGCCUGGAACUAUCACACCUGCUGCUUCAACUCCUGGUGCUUCAACUCCUGGUGCUUCGACUCCUGGUGCUUCGACUCCUGGUGCUUCGACUCCUGGUGCUACCACACCCGGUAUUCCAAUUGUUCCACUCACUCCAGUCAUCUCCCACGCUCGCAAACAGAUGGUCCAGUUUGUGGGCAGUAAAGAGAGAAUGGUGUAAGGAGGAUGGGGGGUAAAGGGGAAGAACAACUGGGUGGGCUUUUUUUAGUUUAGCAGUUAAGGAUAUACAUGAAUUCAUUCAUUAACUAACUUGGGGAAGGUUUGGCGGGGAGUUCAUUUGAAUCAGUCAUAGAAGGAUAUACCAUAUACAUUAUUAUUUAUGUUUUUCCCCUGACAUGCAGAUACAAAGGUUACAUAUGCAGAAAAUUAGGGUGCAUAGGUAGCACACUUGCCAACCACUGCAGGGACAUUGACUCAAUUCUUAAUAGUUGUACCUCUGACCUUGCCGUAUGUUCCAAUAGGCAGAUUUCGCAGUGUUUAUAGAGGGAAGUCAGUGAUGGACCAGGUCCUUGUUGUUGCAUUAGCAACUCCUUGUUGGUUGGAGUGCCUACAGGGAGGAGGAUGUGAUAGUAUGAAACUCCUUGCAUGACCCUGUAAAAAGGGCGGAAAAGGGAAGCGUCUGGCAAAUUCUUGUCUAUGAGGCGAGGCACGGGGUUGUCUGCUUCCUAUAGAGGCCACCACAGGAGUUAGUGACAAACAUGGAUGUAUAAUACAAAGGAAUCGGCCAUUCCAAAUUGGGGGAUUUUUUUCAGUUCUUUAAAACCAUUUGAUGAAAAAAAUCGCUGUACAGUACAGAUCAUUAUUUACAGGAAAUUACAUCUGGGUAACUCAUCAAAAGAAAACACAGAUACAACUUCACAGGUGCUAAUGCUAAUGUCGGGCAUCCCUUUCAUUCAUUUAGAUAAACCCUUACUCUUGGUAAUUUUUAAUCAUUAGAAACUAAACACUGAAAACCUAAUGCAGUUAAGGCUUAUUCAGGCAGUGGAGUCAGCUGAGAUUACUUGGAAUUAUAAGCUGUGAUGAAAUCACAAAGCAUAAACAAUCAAAGCAUAAAUGGAUGUUGGAUCUCAAUGAAGAAUAACCACCAGUUUACAAACACCAGACAUGCUGAAUCUCUCGUGACGCCACUCGCCAGUGUCUCUUUUCUUUACACUGUUGAAACAAUGAAACCAAUGAUCUGUUAUGAAAUAUAUAAAUAAUGCAGACUUAAUGUAAGUCCAAGCAUACCUUCAAAUGCUUUGAUGUUGUUAUGCUUGCAAAAGCUUAUUAUUAUUUUGUACAAAAGAUGACCAUCCCGUCCAGUUUUAAGGAAGCCACAUAUUCAUCCAAUCAGUUACUCGCUCUCUGAACUGUACGUUACAUAACACACAUUACUGACAUAUACAAAGAAACAGAACUGUAAGAUAGUCAUUCUGUUAAUGGAUGUCUUUAUUUUCAUGAAACUAUCAGAUAAGCAAAUGACAAAAAAGCAAAGGUUUGAGGGAAAAUCAUUUUAUAGAUUAUAUACUCUGCUUUCCUACUUUGCCAAGUGUAACUGCAAUCAUUUCAGUCGGCACUUUACAGCAGAAAAGGUCCAACUAAAGUAGCAUGAUAUUCUGCAGACUACACUAUGAUUAUAACAUGAGAAUAUGUCAAAGGAGAAUCACAUGAUGUUUCUGUUGUUACAUGCAUUUCAUUUUAAUCAUCUAAUAUUUUUUUUAAUUUGUUGAUGGCUUGUUUUUAGCUAUUUUAAUGAUCAGCUAUUUGAUAUAAAACGUAUCUUUUAAUGUGAUUGUUAUAAAUGUGUUCAUGACCUGCAGAAAUGCUUUGAAUCUCUAAAUAAAUACAUAAAUGUUUCCAUAAUUAGGCAAUUUCCCCCAUUUGGCCCUUUCAAAGAAAUUGCAAAUAAGGGACGAAAUUAAACUGGCAAGUUUUGUGACAAAGAAAAGAUGAAGUACAACAAAAAGACAACUUCUGCACGACAUAUUUAAUGAGUGUGUGUUCUUGUCUCUAACAGAGAAGAGGUCACUUUUAUGAACACCUGACAAUCACAUUUUGUUUCUUUUUUUAGUUGAUGAAAGAAGGGAAGAGCACAAAAGAGGAUAAGAUAUAAUAUAUGAUAUAUGAUAUAUGACAAUGAACCGCAGUAGCAGCAGUUCUGUGCACUGUUGCUGUGAGAGUUGCUGUGGUGACCAACGACCUGUAUACUGUAUGUGUGCAGGGAUGGAAGUUCACUACCUAUUGUGUUUUUUCUGAUUAAGCAUUACAUUUAAAAGCUUGUGCCCUAAAUUCUUGUGAUCCUGAAGUGAUUUAAAUUUUAAAUUUAUUCUCUUAUUAUUAGCAUUUAUUUAGCAUUAUCUUGGGAUUUUUUGCGUUCAUUUAUUCACGUUGGUUUUAUUGAAGAGCACACAGUGAGCAGGCUGUUGGCGGCACAUGUAGGCCUACUUGUGAAAUACAAUGUCAUCAAAGGUGACUAUGUGCACAAGUUAUGCCUGAAACCAGCUGCUCUUUUAAAAUACUAAUAUCAAGGUUAAUUCCUGUACAGGAAAUUGUUGCCAUUCAGUUUUGUGUUAAACAAGAAAAAACUUUUUUUAGAUGCAGACAAUCCAUAUCAGUGAACAUAAAAGAGGAAAUCUAGUCUUAAUGAAUAGCUAUAACUCUAAAUGUCUUCGGUAUUCUUUUGUAAAGCCCAUUAUACUCACAAAUACGCCUCGUCCUUCCGCCUAUCCUUUAGUUUAGUUGAACCUCCUACCUCAGUAAAACUGAAUUUCAAAGUGACAAAACUGGUUUUAUUAUCUUUUUAUGUUGCAGUGAGAAAAUGUACUUGCUCACUGUAUGACUGAAAUCACCUUUGUUUAACUGUAUAAAACAUUUUUGAUAUUGUAGCUCACAGAAGGAGGGAAACAAUGAAAGGGGCAUAGAAAUGUUGCAUAAAGGUAAAUCCUGGGUAAUACCCAGUGGCUAUAAUGUGCUGCUAUGAGAUUCAAGUUCGGUCAAUGUCGGUAUUAUGUAAUGUUAUGAAUAUUAUUUAUUUCAAUAUGUGAAAUCUGAUUGUAAUCACAGAAUUAACAAUAUCAGUCUUCCAUGUAUCUUCUAUUUUAACUAUGCUAUAUUAUUUUACUUUCUUUCUAUCUAAACAAAUAUAAUAACUAUAAAAUAAGGUCUAUAUCUGUAAUGAGCAGCAAAAUGUUUGGUGAUAAAACAAGGGCAGCACUUUGAGAAUAUAAAUUGGCGUUAAUGGAACAAAGUAGAGAAAAACAACUGUGUCAAACUGUUUUCCAUAUACCUGCUGAUAGCUAGAUAAAGGAGUCGCUGCAUGUUACUCGUUCAUCCAGACAACUGUAGAAAGCACCUACUGUAACUACACACACAUGCACACAGACACAUUACAAUAGUUAACACACAUGCUAGAAUGUAUGUGUACGCAAAAGCAAUAAGCCAGCUAAUAAAAUGUAUCUUAGUGCACUAAUUCAAAAAUAUCUUGUAUAAACACGCUUUAGAUGGCAACGAUGCCUUGGCUUUGAUCAUCAUGAAUCAGCGCUUUGCCUUGCUUGUCUUAUAUAUGUGUCUUUAUAUUAGAACAAUAUGCUUUGCUUUGUGUACCAGGUGUGUGUAAUAAUCUUCACUUGUGUUUCUAAUUUGUCUCAUUUUGUAUUUUUUAAAAAUGUCCUUCUUUUAUAUUUGGUCACAUGUACUGUUAUGAAAUGUGUGGGCAGCCACGGUGCAGUGUGUCAAGGUUUUGUGCUGAAGUUUCACAUGUGAAUUGUUUCAUUAACAGACUGAAAUUAGUUUGCUGAUUGAGCGUAACGUCACUUUGUCACCGGACGGCCUCCAUUUAUCAACAUGCGUCACCUCGUCUCUGCAAGGAUUUCCACAGAGCAGCUGUGGUUGGUGAUAGUGAGUCAAUUGCUGUGCUAUUGAUGUGACAAAAUAAAGUCAUUAGUCAUGAUCAAA
Molecule: messenger RNA, 6188 nt
Organism: Sebastes umbrosus (honeycomb rockfish)
Lineage: Eukaryota; Metazoa; Chordata; Actinopteri; Perciformes; Sebastidae
Gene: xkr5b
Product: XK related 5b
Exons: 13
Coding region: 130-2415 (761 amino acids)
Biological process (GO): apoptotic process involved in development; engulfment of apoptotic cell; phosphatidylserine exposure on apoptotic cell surface
Cellular component (GO): plasma membrane
Source: RefSeq, a predicted model, not a curated record